Messenger RNA from Larimichthys crocea (large yellow croaker), 3183 nucleotides. It is a transcript of the gene gk, whose product is annotated as glycerol kinase. NCBI's taxonomy places the organism in Eukaryota, Metazoa, Chordata, Actinopteri, Sciaenidae. Gene Ontology annotation, cellular component: mitochondrion. Gene Ontology annotation, biological process: glycerol metabolic process; triglyceride metabolic process; phosphorylation. Bases 205 to 1908 code for a protein of 567 amino acids. The record is from RefSeq and is a predicted model, not a curated record. Gene Ontology annotation, molecular function: glycerol kinase activity. The transcript is spliced from 21 exons.
UUAACCGUUGAUGCAACGUUUCGACCGGUUGCGUCAUCACCGGAGGCUGUUACGUUUGAGUCUCGCGCGAGUGACCCCCCACCACCUCCACCUCCGGCAGCACCGCCCCGGCUCUGGCUGAGCUCUGAUCCGCUUUGCCGGUGGAGGUAAUCGGUCUCCAGUCCAGUCCAGGCUCGGUUGCCGAAGCUGUCCGGGUGUCUGUCCAUGAACGGCACCAUGGCCGCGUCCUCACACCGGAUCAUGCUGGGCCCGCUGGUUGCCGCCAUCGACCAGGGCACGAGCUCUACUCGGUUUCUGGUGUUCAACUCCAAAACAGCAGAGCUCCUCAGCCAUCAUCAGGUGGAGAUCAAACAGAGCUUCCCCAAAGAAGGGUGGGUGGAGGAGGACCCCAAAGAGAUCCUGCAGUCGGUGUACGAGUGCAUGGAGAGGACGUGUGAGAAACUCACCCAGCUCAACAUCGACAUCUCCAACAUUAAAGCUAUCGGAGUGACCAACCAAAGAGAGACGACGCUUGUUUGGGACAAAGAGACGGGCGAGCCGCUCUACAACGCCAUCGUCUGGUUGGACCUGCGGACUCAGUCGACAGUCGAACGUCUCAUCAACAAAACCCCCGGGAGGAACAAGAACCACCUGAAGCAUAAAACAGGACUCCCGAUCAGCACGUACUUCAGCGCCGUGAAGCUCCGCUGGCUGAUGGACAACGUGGACGAGGUCCACGAAGCCGUCGUGUCUCACCGCGCCAUGUUCGGCACCGUGGACUCCUGGCUCAUAUGGUGUUUGACGGGGGGGAAGUCAGGCGGCGUCCACUGCACGGACGUGACCAACGCCAGCAGAACAAUGCUGUUUAACAUUCACACUAUGGACUGGGAUCCAGAACUUUGCAAAUAUUUUGGUAUUCCCAUGGAGAUCUUGCCCAGAGUGAGGAGCUCUUCAGAAAUAUACGGCCUCAUGAAAAUAUGUUCUAGCCUGAAAUCUGGAGCUCUCUCAGGUAUCCCCAUAUCAGGGUGUCUCGGGGAUCAGUCGGCAGCGCUUGUCGGACAGAUGUGUUUCCAGGACGGGCAGGCGAAAAACACGUAUGGAACCGGCUGCUUUCUCCUGCGAAACACAGGACCUAAGCCUGUGAUGUCAGAUCACGGCCUUCUGACCACCGUGGCGUACAAACUCGGCCGGGACAAGCCUGCCUGUUACGCACUAGAGGGCUCCGUGGCCAUCGCGGGAGCCGUGGUUCGUUGGCUGCAGGACAAUCUCGGGAUCAUUGGAUCAUCUGAAGAGCUCGAGAAGCUGGCUGCCUCAGUCGGCACAUCUUACGGCUGUUACUUCGUUCCUGCAUUUUCGGGUCUUUAUGCACCUUACUGGGAGCCCAGUGCGAGAGGCAUCAUCUGUGGGUUAACUCAGUUCACUAAUAAGAGUCACCUCGCGUUUGCCGCGCUGGAAGCUGUUUGUUUCCAGACACGAGAGAUUCUGGACGCCAUGAAUCAGGACAGCGGCAUCCCGCUAACUCAGCUCCAGGUGGACGGAGGAAUGACGUCCAACAGGUUGCUGAUGCAGCUGCAGGCCGACAUUCUCUGCAUCCCUGUUGUGAAGCCGUCCAUGCCUGAGACCACCGCUCUCGGUGCGGCGAUGGCAGCAGGAGCAGCAGAAGGCGUGAGCGUGUGGAGCCUGAACCCAGAGGACCUGAGUGAAGUCACCUCGGAGAAGUUCGAGCCUCAGAUCAACCCUGAAGAGAGCGAGUUUCGGUACGCUCGGUGGAAGAAGGCGGUGCAGAAAUCCAUGAACUGGGAGACGACGGAGCCUGUUUGUAACGGAAACGGUGAAACUAGUAUCUUCAGCAGCGCCCCGCUCGGUUUCUACAUCAUGGGCAGCAUGCUGAUGUUAAUUGGUGCAAAUUACCUCGCAGGCCACGCCUAGACUCCGACUCCUGGAGGCAUUAAAGCGAAGAGGAAAGUGGAAGCUGUUCACGCUGGACCACCACGUGUACUCUCACGGUUGCACUCGACGGUAUUCCAGGAGAAGGACGCUCACUGGCAAAGCGAAUGGGACUUUUUCUUAUUUUAUGUUUCCUGCAGCAGGCGAGAACACAUCGGUACAUCAAGAGUGUGCAUGCAGUAUUUCCUUUUCCUUUUUUUUUUACUGUAUCUUUAUGAAUUUUUGAGCUUAUUUAUGGUUGUUUUGGAUCGUCGUAAUCUUUCCGCAACCGUCUUGAUCGUGAGCUUCCACCAUGAGUUACAGAGCAACCUUAAGAGCACUUUAUAUCUUUGUUUUGUCCCGUUGGGAAGAUGUGAACUAACCCUUUUUCUAACAGUUUGAGUUUGUUUGUGGUGGGAAAACAAGGGAAGGAAAGGAGCAGAGUUGAUGAACUGACGAGGGUGCUAAGUGGUGAAAGUGUACAUACUUUUGUAAGCAGUAAAAAUCUGCUGUUUAAUGGGCAAACAUGCAAUAAUUGGCAGACAAUUACAGGAUUUUUCUGUGCAUGUACAUGCUGUUAAUAAGUAAUUUAUUUGUAGACCAAGGAAGACCCAAGAAGCUUGAUUGCUAAGCUUACGUUAUGGCUUGAACAUUCUCCGUUGUUUGUCUUUUUUUGGGGGGGUGAUGGCAUGGAUUCUUUACGCAGAAUUCGUAAUAUUGUCCCUCUGAUCACGAUUAUGAUUUCUCUAUCAGGGAAACUUCCACGAGAUGCUUAAAAAAUUUGUUAAAUUAUCAUCCACGGCAUGCAAAACAUCUCUGAAAUGAUGCAAACAUCUUCUCAGUGAAGAAGAAUGAUUACAUUAAAUCUCAUAAAACCUUAGAAACAUUCUUAAACAAGUCGACUUUGCUUCACGGAGAAGUUUGGAGAGUUAAACUUGAGGAAGUAGAAGCCAGUAAACGAGUGUCAGUAUUUAUUCGUCUUUCUGUGUUGAUCUGACACAAAAACAAAGUUUCCAUUAAGAUGGAGGUUUUUGGUGUUAACUGUUAAACCGGAGGUGAAAUUCUCGUGUUGGACCUUUAACUGUGAAAAUGUUUGGUCGUGAUUAUCGUCUCACACUGAAGAGUGAAAGUCGUCUCCACUCGUUCUUUCGCUCUGCACGUCAUUCCCUUCAGUUCAUUCACAGUCGAGUCGAUGUCUAACGUACGAAUGAGGAAACAAUGUUUCACCUGUUAUGUUUGGAAACCGGUUUCAUGGGAGAAUAAAUGUCAAAAAUCUGA